This is a messenger RNA of Saitoella complicata NRRL Y-17804, 1600 nucleotides long. RefSeq lists its product as uncharacterized. Gene Ontology annotation, molecular function: glycosyltransferase activity; protein binding. Lineage: Eukaryota; Fungi; Ascomycota; Saitoellomycetes; Saitoellales; Saitoellaceae. Gene Ontology annotation, cellular component: extracellular region; membrane. The record is from RefSeq and is a predicted model, not a curated record. The transcript has a single exon. Bases 162 to 1535 code for a protein of 457 amino acids. Gene Ontology annotation, biological process: proteolysis.
GCAAAGACAGGAAUUCGGUCGACCCGUGCUCAACACAACCCGAAUAUUCCCACACUCAGACGAUGUGCCGCAUCCAAUCAAUACAUGUCGGGUUACGAUGAGAGAGGUUCAUACUAAGUACCACGGGUCAACGAAGGUGUGCGAGUGUCACACCGAACCAGAUGUCUCUUGCGCCAAUAUUUAGGAGGAAAAGAAGCCUCGGAUUUUUGUUGAUCCUCUCAGCUCUCUUCGCCUCGUGGUCAGCUAUAUACCACUGUACGACACCCCAUGUCUCUCACUACACCUCUUCCUUCUUCAAAUGGAGUUCAAGCAGUGUCAUAGUCCCUCAGCAGCCUCCUACCGGCGGCCGUCGACUUCCUAACUUCGCUUUCGCAAUCAAGACCGGGAAGGAGACGAUUGAGGAGCGUCUGUCGAGGCAGUUCGCAACCUUCCUCCCGCUGAUCAACAACUUCAUCUACAUCUCCGACCACAACGAGACCUUUGGCACAGUCCCCGUCUACGACUGCUACAACCCCAUCUACACCGACGCCUGGUCCCGCCUUACCGCUCAGAACCCCCCCGAAACCCUUCGUUUUCCACCGCCUUCCAACCUCGAAGAAGUCCGGAAACAGGAACCGGGUUGGGAGAGGGAUGCACACAAAAAUCUGAUUGGGUUCAAGCAUCUGUAUGAGUCUUUUCCAGACGCAGACUGGUACUUUAUGAUCGACGAUGAUACGUAUGUCUUCACCUCCAAUCUCUACGACAUCACCGCCGAUCUCGAUCCUGAGGCCCUCAUCCACAUGGGCGUAGUCCGUGGUAAGGAACAUUGCGGCUCGAAUGACGACAUGCCUGAACCUCGUCACGGCUUCUAUCAAGGCGGUAGCGGCAUUCUUUUCUCCCGGGGUGCGAUGAAGGCCCUCUAUCCUCACCUCGAUGAGUGUAUCAUGAAAUCCUGGGACUGCGAAGGUGGCGACCGUAGGGUUGGGCUGUGCCAAUACGACGCCGGUAUCCCCGUCCGUCAUUGGUGGCAAAACCCCUUUGCUUUCUACUCACAUGAUUUCCGGGAUUUGAACGCCGAGUGGGGAUGGCCCGGGGACUCAUGUCUACGUCCCAUCACCGGCCAUCGCAUGCGCAAAACCGACUUCCAAGACGCGUUCCAAGCUGAGCAAGAGGCUCCAUCUGGCAGAGUCACCUUCGCUGACCUCUACGCGGCGCAACGCGGUGGGUACGUGGACGAUAUCGCUCCGGACAGGAACUACCCAGGCUGGACUGACUUCGGAGGGGAGCCCCUCACCUCCGCCCUCGCCUGCCACGAGCUCUGUCAAUCAACUCCCCAAUGCCUUGCGUGGACCUGGGGGGAGGUGGAACAGUUUUGUUGGCUCAAAAAUGACGCAGGUGGGAAGGAGGAGAGGAAGGGGUAUGUCUCGGGGAUGUUGGGGGAAGGCUAUAGGUGCGGAGUUAGGGGUGGAGUGGAUUUGAGGAGGCUUGCGGGGAGUGCGAAGUUCAAUCGGACGGCGUUCUUGAGUGGGGAUGAGGAUCCGAUGAUUCAUAUUUAGGAAGAGGAUAGAGGAUACGGGUGUGGCUUUUAGGACGUUUCGUGGACAUAGUGAAUGAUAUGGAU